CUCCCUUCCUCCUCGCGUCCCCUUACCCCCGGACAUCCUUCCUGGUUCUCCCCCUGCUGGAGCAACCCCCUCUGAACGAUCCGAUCGUCGACCUUUCACCCUUCCGCUAGUCGCAAGAACAGCAUUCUCGACAGGAUGGACAUGAGCAGCGAGUCGAGCGCGGCUAGGUGGUACGAGCCCCCUAGGUCCACGCUGGAGCCGCCCUCGGGGGGCGCAGGAGUCGCCGGAGUCGUCGGCAAUCCCACCGAUUACAGAGGUUACUACCCCCACGCAGGACCAACCGCCCAUCACCCCGCAGCCGCCGCACAUUACGCUCACACAAGGAUGUCGAGCAGCGGCGUGACGAGCGGACCGGUGAGCCAGGUCUGUCGGCCGCACUUCCACAGUUCCGUGCUGCAUCCGUGGCUAUCGGGUAGCGGGGCGGACACUUCGAAGACGCCCUGGGGAUUCCCGACGACGACAGGCUCGAGCGGCGGCGGCGCGGUCAGCGACGAUAAACCGCAGAGCCCCCUGGGCUCGUCCCUGCCGCCGACCACCGGCAGCCUGUCGAGUCACGGCGGUGCCGGGGCUGGCCACCAUCUGUUUUCCUUCCCGCCGACGCCGCCGAAGGACGCCACCCCCGACAGCAUCACCGCCAGCACCACCUCCAGCACUACCAACAACAAUAACAACAACAGCAGUAGCGCAAACAACAACAACAACACGAGCAAUCCUCUGUCAGGGUUAGGUGGAGGAGCGAGCAGCGAGUAUCAGGCGGCGGUGGCCCACGCGGCGGCGAUGGGCGUGUUCAUGCACCAUCAGGACGCGCUAGGUGCAGGAGGCGCGAGCUCGUGCGACGUAAAACCGAGCGUGAUGUUAGGCCACCAUCACGGAGCACCAUCGCCGCCGCAUCAGCAACACAACGGGACGACGAACACAGGAAACGCUGGGAACGGGACGAACGGCGGAGCGACCGGUCAGGUGAAGCAACGAGAAGGUAAUAACCAGUCGGGCAGCGUGUCCGGCAGCCAACAGGCGAGCACCACGCAACAGCAACAGCAGCAGCAGCAACAGCAACAACAGCAACAAGAGGCUGCGUAUCAGGGGAACAACGUGGCGGCGGGCGGUGGUGGCGGUGGUGGCGGUGGUGCGAGUUCACCGUCGUGUAGGGACAGUUACGCGGCCGCUGCCGCCGCCGCCGCCGCAGCCGCGGCCGCGGCUGCCUCCAACACCCACCAUGCCACCUCCGGAUCCCAGUACGACCCGGCAACCAGCGCGUAUAACAUGUACCAGCACCUGCAGUAUCCUAGUACCACCCACCACCAUCACCAUCACCAUCAUCACGGCGCCUCCUCGUCGUCUUCUUCGUCUUCGUCCCACAACCCGCACAACGGGACCGCGGUUUCCGGUAUUUUCGGGCAUCACGCCGCCGCAGCCGGGGCCGGCAACGCGACCGGCGUGGCCGGCGUUAACGUCGACUCGAAGUUGUUGGUCGGUCACGCGCACGCCAACACGCCGAGCUCGCCUUCCGCGCAGCAGCAGCAGCAGCAAAAGCCCAGGAACAAGUCGAGGACGUCCGCCGAAGGCCGCGAGUGUGUGAAUUGCGGCGCAACUUCCACGCCUCUGUGGAGACGAGACGGUACUGGUCACUACCUCUGCAACGCUUGCGGACUCUACUACAAGAUGAACGGACAAAACCGACCUCUCAUCAAGCCGAAACGACGCCUGUCGCUGCAGAGCGCGGCGAGGCGGGCGGGCACCAGCUGCGCCAACUGCAAGACCGCGACCACCACGCUGUGGCGGAGGAACCAGGCCGGGGAGCCAGUCUGCAACGCGUGCGGCCUCUACUACAAGCUGCACAACGUGAAUCGGCCGCUGACGAUGAAGAAGGAGGGCAUUCAGACGAGGAACAGGAAGCUAUCGUCGAAGAGCAAAAAGAAGAAGGCCGGCGGCUGCCUGGGACUUGGCGGCGUCAUGGGCGAUAUGAUCAAGGCCAGUGGUCACCUCGAUCUCGACAACAAGCCCUUCCAUUCUGGCUUCGGCUCACCUAUGAGCACGUCGCAACAUCAUCACACGAUGCACCCAGCUAUGCAACACUACAUGUACCACACGGGGGUGGGAGUGGCUGGUGGUCUUCACCAAGGGUUCGCGCCCCCGGCGCCUCCACCGAUCCAUCCCCACUCGCAUUCACACUCCCAUUCCCAUCACAUGACGAGUCUUCAGGGUCUCCAGCUAGCCGCCACGACGAACGCGAUGACCGGUUGGCGAUCGGAGUACACAUGAAUCGCGAGUGAUCAACAGCUCAGGACGCAGCCCACCACUCUAAUCUCGUUCUAACGUAAUCGCGAGCUCGAGCUCUCCUCUCUUUCUCUCUCCGCGAACGAUACCGAGAGACGUUCGAGAGGCGCACACUGACGGAAAAAAAGAGAACGACGCGAACGAAAAAAGAAAAAAAAAGAAAAAAAAGAGAAAUUAACGCACGAGUCGCGAUCCAUUUAGAAUAGUGCGUUGCCCCUUUCUUCUUUUUUUUUCUCCCUUUCUCCUUUCUUUCUUUUCGUUUCUCUCUCUGUGUCAUCUCGCAUCUGUCCCCUUUCGUAUCGCGGUCUCGCGUCGCUGUAAAUAUGUAAAGUUUCGCACAAAAGGUAGGGCCGUCGAGCCCGGGCCCCAAGUACAAACAAAGUCAGCUAUAACUUGUAUCUGAGUCUAAUUAGACGUGCUCUGUACAUAGACGACGCUAUAUCUUAAACCAAGAGUUUCUAUUACGUGCGUGGCGUGAAAAACGGGGGUGAGCGCAAGCCACCCCCUCCUCCUUUGUCGUGUAAUCGAUCGUCCCUCCGAGGAGGCUUCGAAGACGAUUCUUACAGGGUGAACCAGCGGAGAAAAUUAUUUAUUCGAAACGUUCGAAGGUGUUCAAUUGUUUUCGAAAGGGUAUGAAACCCUCGGGAAUCGGAGUCGGUCUUCGGAGGCCGGUGUGAGUAAUAUUAGAUAUUAAGCGUGUAUCCGUGAGAGAAAUCGUGCAAUUUUCAAAGUCUUUUUAUUAAAUGAGAAUCCCGCGUGGGGACCAUUGGACGCCGAUUUUCUUCGCUCGCUUCUCUACGUUUCUACCUUGUAAUCCUCAACGCCGUUCUGCCUUUUCCACGUCGUCGGUCGCUUUCAUCCGCGCUACUGCUCCUAAGUGUCCGGACGAGUCGUGACGACAGCACGCAAAGUCUACUAGAGUAUACAAAUUAAUGCGAAGUUAAUUAUCAGAAGCAGCCAUCACCGAUCUGCCAGCAUUUUUAAAUGAAUUUGUAAAAGUACAUUAACCUCUUGGGUACGCGCCACUAUAGUGGCUUUCGCGGAUUUUCUACAUUACGACGCGCCACCAUAGUGGCUUUCGCGGAAGUUCUAUAUUAUGACGCGCCACUAUAGUGGCUUUCGCGGAUAUAGUGGCUUUUGCGGAUGUUCUACAUUACGACGCGCCACCAUAGCGGCUUUCGCGGAUGUUCUACAUUACGAUGCGCCACUAUAGUGGCUUUCGCGGAUGUUCUACUUUACGACGCGCCACCAUAGUGGCUUUCGCGGAAGUUCUACACGACGCGCUACCAUAGUGGCUUUCGCGGAUUUUCUACAUUACGACGCGCCACCAUAGUGGCUUUCGCGGAAGUUCUAUAUUAUGACGCGCCACUAUAGUGGCUUUCACGGAUAUAGUGGCUUUUGCGGAUGUUCUACAUCACGGAGCGCCACUAUAGUGGCUUUCGCGGAUGUUCUACUUUACGACGCGCCACUGUAGUGGCUUUCGCGGAAGUUCUACAUUACGAAGCGCCACUAUAGUGGCUUUCGCGGAUAUAGUGGCUUUUGCGGAUGUUCUACAUUACGACGCGCCACCAUAGUGGCUUUCGCGGGAGUUCUACAUUAUGACGCGCCACCAUAGUGGCUUUCGCGGAAGUUCUACAUUACGAAGCGCCACUAUAGUGACUUUCGCGGAUAUAGUGGCUUUUGCGGGUGUUCUACAUUACGACGCGCCACUAUAGUAGCUUUCGCGGAAGUUCUACAUUACGAUGCGCCACUAUAGUAGCUUUCGCGGAAGUUCUAGAUUACGGAGCGCCACUAUAGUGACUUUCGCAAAUGUUCUACAUUACGACGCGCCACUAUAGUGGCUUUCGCGGAUAUCUUACAUUACGACGCGCCACCAUAGUGGCUUAGUCUACUAACUAAUUCGUUCACCAUUUGAACUAAAUAAUUUAUUCAGUUUGUUUUGCUCCACACUUUUUUACCCUCGCAAUGUUUUUUGACAAUGUUAACAAUACAUAAUUUGUUUUUGAUACGCCAGUGUCAGGAAUCAAUUGUUGCUUUUCGUUAAAAUAAAUAUACCAUUGUUAGACGCUGUCUUUAACAUGUUGACCCGUAUCCUUAUAAUUUCGUAGAAUCUUCAAGCUGAAAGUGUCGCUUCGAAAUAGAAAACGAAGAGCAAUUUGAAAAACACCAUCGCGCUAUGAGUGUGAAAAUUCUGACGCGGUUCUAUGUGUUGUACCAUGAUUUAACAUAUAUCACACUCAAUUGUAUUGUUAAUUAUUAACAAUAGGUUUACGGACGUUUCUUAUAUACCUAUCUCUAUGACGACCCGUCAAAUUGACGGGUAAAUAACGCAUUUUCUUAAAAAAGUCGAUUUAUUCAAAUUAAGUCUGAAUGGAACAAUAUUAGGCUUCACGUUUAAACAAAUUAUUAAUAAGUAAAAAAUCUUUUCCUUUUAAAUUAUCAUGGAAAUGAUAAUAAUAUUAACGCUAUAGGGUAAUCAUAUUUAUUGAGCACAUUUUUUACAAAUGUUCUGAAUUUUGUUUGUGCAUUUUCUGCAUACCAUCUUCUUGCAAUAUAUACAACAAUUGUUGCUUCUGUUCCUUUUUUUGCAGUAGCCCACUUUUUCGCACUUCUGACGUUGAAAGUGACAGAAACGAAGCGUCUGAUCUUAAAAUAUGAACUCCUUUCUGGAUAUUUUCGAUCUGCUGCACUCUUUACAUAAUAUCCACGCGUUUAUCGCUGCCAAAUCUAAAAUAUUGAAAAAAGCUUGAAGGGAUCAUCGCAAACUCCCUGCUUUCUCGCUAUAUUUGCGUGCCAUCUGCUCAACGACGUCCACACCAAACUUUGUUUUAUUAUAAAAAGCAACACUUUUACAAUUGUCUUCUACUUGUACACCUGUAUGUUGGUACUUACAAGGACUUUUAGGUUUACUUUUGUACACAGUAAGCGUGCAGUUUUCUGAUUUAUAUAAAUGUGAGGAGAACAAAGUCAUCUUGUCUUUUUUCCCCUGAGCAUCGAGUUUCAUCUCUCCCCAUAGAAGGGAAAACAUUCGAAAUAUAUUUCGUGUGGACGUCAAAUGCAAACCAAAACUUAAAGCCAAAUUUAUGAGGCUCCUUCGGCAUAUAUUGCGAAAACCUGCAUCGGACUUUCGUUGGAAGUAAUUGUUCAUCUAUUGAGAUAUUUUCAUAUGGCUUGUAACGAGCCUGGCUAUUACUUAUAAAUCUGUUCCAUAUUUCGGAUAUCAGCGCAAAUUUAUCUGUUUGUAAUCUUUCGGAGGCUUUCAAUGAUCUCGCUUCAUAUGCGCCCCGGGCACAGAGAAUUCCUAGAAAACUACGUAACUCAGCAACUGUGAUUGUCCGUCUUUUCUCAAAACUCGAUGCGCCUCGGCUUCAGUGCAAUCUUUUAUGUGUUCCAUUAUGUGUCUAUCGAUUAUCAAUACGAAAGCACAAGUUACACAACUCGACAUAUUUCUCUUAGCAUAGCCAGUAGGUCCUGCAAUAUCCUUGAACAUCAUACGAACGGGCGUCCUACCCCUAGAUCCGCCUGCUUUCAGUUUUGUGUCCCGAAAUUGCAAUUUCAAUUUCACUACGUUUUGGCAUGUGCUUGGAAUGCUCGUCCUUCCAUCCUCGGAGUCAGAACUAGAAAAAAUUCGCGUCCUUUUCUUGAUACGAUACACUUCAAAGAAGCUUUCCAUCUCUCUACUUUCAGUGUAUUCAGAACUUUCACUGUCGGCUUCGCUUUGGCCUAAUUCACACUGAUCUUCUUUGAAAGUAUCCUCGGAACGAUCUUCAUCGAUGUUGACAAUUUUGCUCAAUAUCUUAUUAUAUCUCCUGGACUUACUCAGGAUUGCUGGAAAAGGGGAAUUGGUGAAAAAAGAAAAUAAUGUGUCCAAAUUCAAUUAUCCUAUUGUAAAUACUUAGAAUAAGCGGACUGUCUGUCUUUGAAAAACAGUGUGUUUAUUAAAUCAACUAGGUUUCGUAGAGAUAGGUAUGCUGCAUACAGAUUUCAAAAAUUAGAAAGCCUAGGGAAAAAUAAUCCUGCGUAUCGAUUCUUUGAGUGAAAUGAUUAAUCUACGAUGCAAAAUGGUUAAAAUUAAUGCUGUGCUUUUUGGCAUAUUUCAUUUCGAAGUUUAAAACUCGUCAAACUGACGGGUCCCGUAAACCUAGUGCUUGUAGUACGUGCAUCAUAUGUUUAAGAAAAAUUAUAAUUUAGUCAUCAAACACAUUGCGAUGUGUUUGCGUAGAACAUUAUCCGUCACACGUUGCUGUGCUCUAUUUACGCGUAAUUCAAACUUCGCGUAAAAUUCCUAAGAGGUUAAAGGCGUAACGAUCAUAUACUUUGCUAUCCAUUGAGCACACUGCCACGUAGCUAUACCGUUGAAGCGUCAUAGUUUGAGCCAUUAAAGCUUCGAGUUUCUGUAGCUGCUCCAGCUGAAGAACCUAAGGAUGAAAAGUCGCGAAGUAAAAGAUUCUAUACGGUGUGGCAAAUUGCGUGUUUAUCAUCGCUACAUCGGCGUUCGAAGAUCGAUCGAUCAAAUUUUCUAUUAUAAUUUUCCAUCAGCCGAUUACGAAGAACAAAGUCAGCGAAUUUCAACGUUGGCAAUUAAUAUACGUCGUAUGGAAGAGAAAGAAAAAUGUCCGGACGCUUUCGAGCGCUAGCGCUGUUCUGUUUCGGUUUGCGAGCACCCUGCGAUUAUUCACAGCGACGGCGGAGAAAACGUUUCGACUCGCGAAAUAAUUCCGCGAAAUCUCGCAGUGUUGGGCAAAUCUCUCACGAACUGGUUACGUUCGUUAGCGUUGUGAAACGUUUUCUGUCGCCACGAAUAUCUCACGUCGAUCCGCGGCUUCUCCAUCUUCGACUCGCAUCACUCGACUAUCGAAUAGUUUGGGUUCGCGUUUUAAUUUUCCCAGUUCCGGUCGAAUUUCAUUUUCCUUCGUGAAGGAGACCGCCGCAGAGAAAAUUGAAGCUGAGAAAGUCAAAUAUCCUAAACGCGAAUAGUCCGACGUAUAAUAAAUUAUUGUCAUCAAUGGUCUGCGAAUAUUUAUGGAAAUUCGUAUUUUUGUAAAUAUUAUUCGCAAAAUCGAUAGGCGAAUGUUCCACCUGUAUGGAACACAGCCGUAUUUUACGUUACAUGCACUUUUGUAUCCUCAAAUUUCCCAUAAGCGUAGAUUUAAAAUUCUACCGUCUAGUGAUCUGUAAUCGGUAAAUCAACAACGCCGUUUUCAGGGUUAAUAACACGGAUUUCUCCGCUAAAACUUAGUUUCACCGUUCUUCGAUCGCGCCCCAUUUUUACGCUUACUUUUCUACGUUUCCCUCUUUUCAUUUUAAAUGGCAGAACAGCUUUCCACUACCCGUCGACGAUACGCUACGCCGCUGACUUCGUAUUUGCAGAUAAUUUUCUUAUUUUCCUCCGUUUCAAUCACUCGCUUACGGCCACUAGCCGCUUGCGGACGAGGCCGCUCGACGAGCGAGCGUCGCCGUCGAAGUACUGACGCGCAUAGUUGGGAAAUUGCACACGUUGAUGGUUUUGUUCAUUGCCCAGGCUUGUAUUAUUUUUAUCAAUAUUUAAUUCCUUAUCAUUAUCACUGCUACUAGAGAUAUCGAGACUUCUUCUACCUUGUCAGCUUCGAAAUAGUAUUCGCCGUCGCUACUAUCGAACAUGUCCCUUCUGGGUUUUAAAAAAAUUGAUAAAAAGCUUGCCGAGUGGUCUGGUAAUGCCAUUGAAAGGUUGAAAUUCGUUCUGGCUCGACCAGCAUCCUGCGUCGCGAGUUUACGUUAAAGAGAAGGUCUCCAAAGAUCUGAUUUUCUUUCGUCAAGAACAUAAUACUAUUUCGUUUACUAUGCGUAUUAUUAGCGAGAAAAAUAGACGUAGACCAGCUACUUGAAAAUAAGUGUCAGAAACUGUGAACAGAUUUGGGCGGCUAUGUGACAGGCGUGCGGAACUGUGAAAAGACUUGCGCGACUAUUUGCCGACACUCGUCCGCGAAGAGCUAGUUGUCCUUUGGUAAGUUCGAAGGAGAUUUGGCGGAUGGCGGAAGGAAGCUCGCGAAGCCUGGUUUCUUGCGAGCGACGUUCCGUUGUUUCUUCCCGCGUGGCGCACGCAACGCUCUCCCCAAUUUUUCCGCCGGGAAAUCGGCGUCCAGUGGUCCGAGCGUCGCGUCGUGUGUCGUACCGGUUUAGCGAUAGCGAGCAACAAGUUAGGUGUAUAAAGCACACGUAGAGAAGUCGGUAAAUUAUAUGGAACUUCCGGUGAUCCAGAUCGCGAGUCGGUCGUCCCCGUCGAGAAAUCGAAAUUGUCGAUUCGAGGAACGAGCGAAAAGCAAAGAAAAAAGGACAAAAAUAAGAGAAGAUGGAGAGGAUAAGAGAGAAGGAAGACAGGGACUGGACACGAGAGACGGAGCACUGGGCGGAAAUGCAAAAGCGAAAAUACAAAAAAAAGAGAAAUAAUUAAAUAAUAAGAUGAAGAAAACUAGGGUAAAGAAGACGAAAAAAUCGUGUUGUAAAUUUUGUAUCUUCGAGAUUGUGUACCGUUAUCAUUGUAAUAAUAGUAUAUAUAUAUAAAUAUUAUAAAUAUAUAUAUAUGAAUAUAAACGAAAAAGUCUAUAUAUACAAAGAUGAAUAUAAAUAUAAAUAUAUAUAUAUAAAUAUAAAUAUUAUAAAUAUUAUAAAUAAUAGUUGAGGUGUGUGUGGAUGGUGGUGUGCGUGCAUGCGUGCGUGCGUGAGUGGAGGCGCGCGACUGGCGAAAAGCAAAAUGAAGUCAAAAGGGUGGGGAGGAAAGAGAGGAGUAAAAGUGAUUGUGCAUAAAUUAGCGGUUAAUUGCGCAUCGUAAGAUUUGCAUCUAGAUAGUCGGAGCGCGCGAUGGUAAUUAAAACGAUUUAUCGCGAGCGAGAAAGGUUAAUAGCCGUGAAUGACGAUUAUCAUUAUUAUUCUUAUUACUAUUAUCGUGGUCGCCGAUCGGCCGGUAUCGCCGAUUAUUCAUUAAUCUCUCCUUCUAAUUAAUUAAUUAAUCGCGCGGGCACACUCGGCACGAGCCGGCCAGAUUCGUCGCAAUUGCGAUCCUUUCUUUUCUCGAUCUUGCUAGGCCGUGAAUAUCGAAAAGGGCAACCCUCCGUUCUUCGUCAUCUCGCCACCCCUUCGAACAUCCGAUCUUUCGUCUCUUCCUUCGUGCAAACGUUCUUCUUUCCCACCUGUAUUCUCCGCGUUCGCUUUUCGGUCGCAACGCAGAUCAACGUAGAUUUUUCUCUCUUUGGAAAUACCUUGCCAGCCAUAAGCGUACGGACAAUCGAUGGAAAUAAUUUCGUAGAGAUACGAACGCUGCUCGCCGCUUUCGUUUCUUAAUUACUUCGUUACUCUUACGCUCGAGUGUUACACACGCGCCUUAUAAUUAGACCGUGCUUGUUUACGCGUUUCUUUCUCUACGCAGACUUCGCAUUUCGAAAAUUUACAACACGCGUAUGACACGCAAGAACCUACGAUCUUUAGAGUACUCGUCGCGAUACGUCAGUGGGCGAAACGAAAUUUCUAUUUAAAUUUCUGCUCUAUUUAAAUGCCGUUUGUUCGUGGCCGUAGAAAUAGAAAACCACGUAAACAUCCACGGUCUACUUAUAAUUCGACUUGUUCGAGUAACGUUUGUUCCAGUCGUUCGAUAGACGUAGCCAGCAGCUGUCCCUAUGCUUAUGACGUAAAUGUAUCUGUAGAUUUCCAAUUUUGCGGUAGUUUCGCCGCGAUGGCGUGCACAAAUCUCUUCCAAUUAUUUUAUACUCGAGAAACGAUAUCUAAAAGAAAUUCGAGUAACACGACGUCGGAUAUAUAGCGAAGAGUGUCGUGACGCGUAGUCGUCCAGGUGCUUCAAAUUCUUUGCGAUAUCGUCCUCGAGAUGUAACGUAACGAGAGACAGAGAGAUCCAUCCGACUGGAAACUUUGCUCGUCACUGCGUCGUCCUUGCAGAUUCUCGCGAAAUAGAAUCGCGCGAAAGCUUUCGAACCGAAGCUUUGCAAAGCCGAUUACUGGGAUUCUGUGCGAGCCGAUCAGAUAGCGAGAUUGAAAGACAGACGCGGUGGAUCGAUUGUUCGAGGUGCGAGAUCGUUUCGUUCGAAGAGAUGGCGGGCGACCUGGAACGGCGCGGUGGCUUCGAAAAGCAUUGGGACGAGGGAAACGAGAGAAAAGUAGAAGGAAAAAGAAAAGACUGACGAGAAGAGGAGGGAGAAAGGGCGGCGGAUGUUUCGCCGCGGCCCCUUUUUUCGCGAACGGGUCGGUAUGAAACGAAGAGACGCGGACGGCGGAGAGAGGACAGAUUAUUCUAAUAAAAUAGUAUUAUUAGGGAGUAGCGUGUAGACUGUAUAAAGAAACGCAAACGCGAUCACACAGAAAUACAGACACAGGAACGCGGAGGAAACGGAGAGGGGAAAGAGCGCAAGUACGAUGAUUCGGAAGGCUGGACGUUUAGAGGGAUGGAAGAAGAGCAGGAGGGAUGUGACUGGAGGCCGAAAGUGAAUUCAACGACAGAAGUUUCGUGCAGAUACUGAUUUCGUGAACAUGUAUAAAGCGACAUUGUAAGAUAUCGUUGUAAAAAAAGGUUUUAACUUAAAAUAAAUUAACGAUAAUUCACGCAUAAA
This is a messenger RNA of Bombus pascuorum, 10871 nucleotides long. Its product is annotated as GATA-binding factor C-like. The record is from RefSeq and is a predicted model, not a curated record. The coding region runs from base 136 to 2262 and encodes 708 amino acids. Gene Ontology annotation, biological process: negative regulation of transcription by RNA polymerase II; cell fate commitment; positive regulation of transcription by RNA polymerase II. NCBI's taxonomy places the organism in Eukaryota, Metazoa, Arthropoda, Insecta, Hymenoptera, Apidae. The transcript is spliced from 7 exons. Gene Ontology annotation, molecular function: zinc ion binding; RNA polymerase II cis-regulatory region sequence-specific DNA binding; DNA-binding transcription factor activity, RNA polymerase II-specific.